AUGGCGAGUUAUUUACCUCGAACAAUGGGCCGCUUGGCCCUCUUAUCCCGUCGGCGUCUACAUACAACAAUCCUGACAACCACAAUCAAAACAACAUUGAGUCCGCGUUCAAAACUACUAACUUCCUCACUAACAUGUCGCUUCUAUACAACAUCAUUGCCACGCUAUUCUCAAUCCCUCGCGCCCCGAAUCGUUCGCAGCGAAUCCAAACUCUUCUCGUCCGCCGAUGAUGCAGUCGCAGACAUCAAAUCUGGCUCGACCAUUCUCUCAGCAGGAUUCGGUUUAUGCGGUGUAGCCGAAACACUCAUUCAAGCCAUUGCUCGUCGUGGUGCACAGGACUUGCAUUCUCUCACAGCCGUAUCUAAUAAUGCGGGUGUCGCCAAGGUUGGGGGAUUAGCUCUUCUCGCCGAUGCUGGACAAAUAUCGCGACUUAUUAUUUCCUUUCUGGGAAAUAAUAAGACGCUCGAAAAGAACUAUUUGACAGGGAAAAUUGCGAUAGAGCUGUGUCCACAGGGUACGAUUGCGGAGCGUAUUCGAGCUGGAGGUGCGGGUAUUCCUGCUUUCUAUACGCCUACGGGAGUGUCGACUUUGUUGCAGGAGGGACAGAUCCCUGUGAGAUUGAGUAGUGAUGGGAAAGUGCUAGAGCAUGGGAAGAAGAGGGAAGUCCGAGAGUUCAAGGGUCGAAAGUUUCUUAUGGAGGAGGCAAUCACGGGCGAUGUGGCUAUAUUGAGAGCCUGGAAAGCCGAUGAGGCUGGGAACUGCGUAUUCAGAUACACAACCAAGGCGUUUGGCCCAAUUAUGGCCAAAGCAGCCACUUUAACUAUUGUCGAGGCUGAAGAAAUUGUUCCUGUAGGAUCAAUAGAUCCCAAUGACGUCGAUCUACCAGGGAUAUUUGUUAACCGAAUUGUCCCUGCAACAGCCGAAAAACACAUUGAAAUUAGAAAGCUACGAGAACCGGACAACGGCACAUCGGCAACGAAACAGACACUAGAAAUAGUACAGAGAAACAGAAUUGCAAAGCGCGCUGCUAAGGAGCUCAAAGACGGCUAUUAUGUUAAUCUAGGUGUCGGUAUACCGACUCUCGCUACCUCGUUUUUGCCCAAGGGUCGUACUGUUUGGGUUCAAAGCGAAAAUGGUAUAUUGGGCAUGGGCCCGUAUCCGACCAAAGAUGAAGUUGAUCCGUAGGGUCAUUUCCUACCGUUCAUCAGUCUGCCGUGCUAACAGAUAUUCUGGUCAACAGGGAUAUUAUCAACGCUGGUAAAGAGACCGUUACGCUUGUACCGGGCGCUUCGACCUUUGAUAGUUCCGAGUCAUUCGGGAUGAUUCGCGGUGGUCACGUCGAUGUUUCUAUUUUAGGAGCCCUCCAAGUCGCCGCCAAUGGCGAUCUGGCAAAUUACAUGAUCCCCGGCAAAGUGUUCAAGGGCAUGGGUGGUGCUAUGGAUCUAGUCUCCAACCCUAACAACACCAAAAUCGUCGUUGCUACUAACCACGUCGCCAAAGAUGGGUCUUCAAAGAUUGUACAAAAAUGCGAAUUGCCGUUGACAGGUGCUAAGUGCGUUAGUACCAUAAUUACUGACCUAUGCGUGUUUGAAGUGGAUAGGGAGAAGGGCGAAUUAACGCUGACAGAAUUGGCGCCCGGAGUUGAGGUAGAUGAGAUUAGGGUUAAGACUGAUGCCGAGUUUAGAAUUGCACCGGACCUGAAGAGCAUGGAGUAGUUGAUGUUUUGCAGCGCCGUGUCGGAAAUUACCAGAUGUGAUGUUUUAUGCGAAUGAUAUCAAUACAUCGAAGUCUUUGUCCAUCAAAGG
Messenger RNA from Talaromyces stipitatus ATCC 10500, 1805 nucleotides. RefSeq names its product coenzyme A transferase, putative. The coding region runs from base 1 to 1185 and encodes 394 amino acids. Gene Ontology annotation, molecular function: succinyl-CoA:3-oxo-acid CoA-transferase activity. NCBI's taxonomy places the organism in Eukaryota, Fungi, Ascomycota, Eurotiomycetes, Eurotiales, Trichocomaceae. The transcript is spliced from 4 exons. Gene Ontology annotation, biological process: ketone body catabolic process. The record is from RefSeq and is a predicted model, not a curated record.